CUAGACAUCAUUCACUGUUGUUAAUCACCAGUAGAUUGUAACUUCGAUACUCAGUUCUGACCCUCUGGCCUCUGCACUAUGUUGAAUACCUCUGAUGAUGCCAACUUUUCUUGCUACCACCCAUCAGUAGUGGACUAUCGUUAUGUCGCUGUAGUCUGGGGUGUGGUGGUGGCUGUGACUGGCACUGCUGGCAACCUGCUUACCCUGAUGAUUGUGGGUGCCCAGCCCAAGCUUCGUACCCAUUUCAACCUUCUCAUUGCCAACCUCACAUUGGCCGACCUCAUCUACUGUGCUCUUCUGCAACCAUUUUCUGUGGAUUCCUACCUCUAUCUUCGUUGGCGGGCUGGGGCUACUUUUUGCCGAGUCUUUGGUCUCCUCCUCUUUGCAACCAACUCUGUUGCCAUCCUCACCCUCUGCCUCAUUGCCUUUGGCAGAUACCUUCUCAUAGCCCACCCUACCCUCUUUCCUCGGAUCUUCACAGCCAAGGGAGUGGCAUUGGCAUUGUUUGGUACAUGGGUGUUGGGCAUGGCGAGCUUUGCCCCGCUCUGGCCCAUCUACAUCCUGGUGCCUGUCGUCUGUACAUGUAGCUUUGACCGAAUCCGGGGGCGUCCUUACACCACCAUCCUGAUGGGCAUCUACUUUGUGCUUGGGCUCAGUUGUAUUGGCAUUUUCUAUUGCCUCAUUCACCGUCAAGUGAGGCGGGCAGCCCAGGCACUGGACCAGUACAAACUACGUCAAACCAGCUUCCGACCUGGAAAUGUAGCUGGGGCUGGAGAAGCCCUACCUGGGCACUUUCAAGAGCUGGACAGUGGUCUGGCAUCAGGGGUGACCAGCCAGGGGACAUCAUCUGAGCCAGGCAGUACCCUGGAGAGUGACUCAUCUAAGAUAGGAAGCCAAGAAAACAAUAGAUUAUCUAGAGUAGAAAAGAACAGCCAAAGGGUGGCUACCCACAUGCUACCUGCUAAAGUGCCAAAGAAGGCCCAGGAUGGCUCAUCGGAGUUUGGGAAGGUGACUCGGAUGUGUUUUGUGGUGUUCCUCUUUUUUUCCCUCAGUUAUAUCCCUUUUCUGCUUCUUAAUAUAUUUGAUGCUCGGGUUCAAGCCCCACGAGUCCUGCACAUGCUUGCAGCCAAUCUCACCUGGCUCAAUGGUUGUAUCAACCCUGUACUUUAUGCAGCCAUGAACCGUCAAUUCCGUGAGGCAUAUGGGUCCAUCCUGAGACGGGGACCUCAGAGUUUCCGAAGACUCCGCUAACACUUUAGGCACUGGCAGGAAAUGGGUCCCACCUACACUACCAACAAAGUGGGCAUCAUGGCCAUAGGCACAAGCAGGACAUGUGGAGAUCUUCAUGGCCUGAGUCCCUUCUGUGCCCAUCUUUCUCACUUCUCUACCCUCUUUCUUUGUAUCAGCAUUACUAUUAAUAAACAGACUUUGUGGUGUUUGUCUCUCCAAUUUGGGUCCUGACAAAGAGGAACCAGGAUUGGGGCUCAAGCUGGGUUAAA
Trichosurus vulpecula (common brushtail) is the source of this 1499-nucleotide messenger RNA. RefSeq names its product G protein-coupled receptor 84 (gene GPR84). Gene Ontology annotation, cellular component: membrane. Gene Ontology annotation, molecular function: urotensin II receptor activity. Gene Ontology annotation, biological process: neuropeptide signaling pathway. The transcript is spliced from 2 exons. Bases 79 to 1251 code for a protein of 390 amino acids. The record is from RefSeq and is a predicted model, not a curated record. NCBI's taxonomy places the organism in Eukaryota, Metazoa, Chordata, Mammalia, Diprotodontia, Phalangeridae.